Messenger RNA from Penicillium canariense, 837 nucleotides. RefSeq names its product S-adenosylmethionine-dependent methyltransferase. Gene Ontology annotation, molecular function: S-adenosylmethionine-dependent methyltransferase activity; protein methyltransferase activity; nucleic acid binding. The transcript has a single exon. The record is from RefSeq and is a predicted model, not a curated record. The coding region runs from base 1 to 837 and encodes 278 amino acids. Lineage: Eukaryota; Fungi; Ascomycota; Eurotiomycetes; Eurotiales; Aspergillaceae. Gene Ontology annotation, biological process: methylation. Gene Ontology annotation, cellular component: eRF1 methyltransferase complex.
AUGUUGCCCACACCAGACACCUCGCAUGUUUCCUUCGACACCAUCUAUGAGCCUGCCGAGGACUCGUAUCUCUUCCUCGACACGCUCGCUUCAGCCUCAGAGUCUAAGUGGCUGUCUGGACGAUUUCAGAAAAAUAACAGCACAUCAUCAGAUUCUUCAUCCAACUCCGUACCAUUAAUCGUGGAGGCUGGCACGGGAUCCGGCGUGGUGCUAGCUUUUGCAGCAGCGCAUUCGGAACAAAUCUUCGGACGAAAGGAUAUCCUCACGUUGGGAAUAGACGUGAACAGGAAUGCUUGUAUAGCAACUACAGAAACCGUUUCAACGGCUAUCAAGACCGAGCAACAGAAGCCAGAAUCUUCGGCCACAGACACCACCACCAGCCCGAAUCUGCAGACGGUCCACAUCUCUUCUAUCACAAGUGAUCUCUGCACGGCGCUGCGCCCGGGAAGCGUAGACGUCCUUCUUUUCAACCCUCCUUACGUUCCAACAGAGGAGCUGCCUCGUCUGCCAACAGCAUCAGAGAAUGAUCCUACAAUGUCACUAUCCGUGUCUCGUUCUGCCAAGUUUGAGAGCGACUCCUACUUCUUGUCGCUGACGUAUGCGGGCGGCGCAGAUGGUAUGGAGACGACGAACCGGUUACUUGACGCUAUACCCGGCAUUCUGUCUGAUCGUGGAGUGGCUUAUGUGCUUCUUUGCAAACAGAACCGGCCUGAUGAGGUGAAGGAGCGGAUUCGCGCCUGGGGUGGUUGGAACGCUGAGACUGUUGGGUCGAGUGGUAUGCAGGCAGGGUGGGAGAAAUUAGUCAUUGUUCGCAUAUGGAGGCAGGAAAAUUCUUAG